Anthostomella pinea is the source of this 1344-nucleotide messenger RNA. NCBI's taxonomy places the organism in Eukaryota, Fungi, Ascomycota, Sordariomycetes, Xylariales, Xylariaceae. The record is from the annotation of a GenBank genome assembly.
AUGCAGGGAAUCGUCCAGCCCAUCCUCUACCGCUCCGAUGUCGAGUUGUUCAAGGGUUACCAGGCCAAGCAUGAGGCGAGAAGACGUGGCCAACUGUCCGGCACGGCCCCGGAUGAGAGUUCCGAAUUCGCAAAGCGUAUCGAGAAAGACAAGGCUUUGACGCGGUCUGGCAACAAUAACGCUCUCCAAUGGGGUUGCAAAUUCGACAGCCGAUUGACGGUGGAGAAAGCCAUCAAGGCGGCACUAGAGGUCUUUCCGGACUACAUCGAUAUGAGAGACUUCGCGGGAAUCACCCCCCUGCAGACUGUUGCACAGAAUGGCAACAUUGAUGUUGUUCGCGCACUGCUCGACGCUGGAUCCUUCGCAGAAGCGCCGUUGAGAGUGACGGCCUUGCCUAUCAAGGACCUCAGAACUCCGCUGACAGCCCGCCAAAUGCGAUCGAACCAGAAGUACCAGUCAGAAAUGGUCCCUAUUCAGUUUGUGCCUGAUGAAUUGAUCUUCCUGGAUGCGCUUGGCCUCGCAAUCAGAGCUGGUCAUCAUUCCGUUGCAAAGAUACUGGCAGAGCGCACGGUCACUGCUCACGAAUUCCCUCUGACCAGCUCAUAUAUCGCGAACCGCUUCGUUGGUCCGGUCUUUAUGGCAGCCAUGACCAGGAAUUCUACCGUCCUCCGCGUUUUACUGGCUCGAGGAUGCGACGCAACGACCAAAGCAGGCGGCUUCGAAGAUGUGUCAGCGCUCCACGUGGCAGCACGCGUCGAGAACAACGAAGGCAUCAUGAGUCAAUUGAUGAGUAGUGGCGCGGACCUUCACGCUGUUGAUGCGAAAGGAAGAACUCCUUUCACUUGGGCUAUCAAACAUGGUUGUGUCAGAAACGCACAGUGGUUGCUCGACCAAGAGGAUCCGACGGAUACCGUACAGCGACUUUGCGAUAUGUUGGCGCAGACCUUUCUCAAGGAUCUCUUCCUUCCUGUCACCAAGAGCCUGGUCGAGCGUUUUGUGGCCCGAGGCGACCUCUGGGUUCUCGACUGGUUCUUGGAGUGUUUCCUCGGUGCCAAGAAGGCCACCGAUUUGCCGCAGACCGUCUUCUACUUGAUCAAUCACCCGGCUAUCUACCCGGCUCUUUCAGCUCAACGAGCAAGACCUGCAACAAACUGGCAGCUCCCCUCAGAACGCUAUGCGACUGCUACAUAUCUCCACCUCGCCAUUACUUCCGAUGCAGGCGAUGACGUUGUUGAGGCGCUGCUCAAUAAAGCAACCGAUGACAUCUACUUCACGACGCGAGACACGCUUGGCGUCACAGCAUUCGAACACGCCAAAUCCACUCGCCCAGGAUCGUGGAUGUGA